CACGAAAACAAUGAACACUGUAUACUUACGUUAGUAAUGGAUAAUCCUCACAACCAAAGUUACUGGUUUGUUCUUAGAGAAGAUCAAAGUAAUGUUAUAUUUAGCAGUAACAAUUUUACCCUACAGAAUCCACCAAUAGUAAGUCAAGAAACUAGGUACAUCGUUGAUACCGGUGAUAAUCGGCAAUAUAUACAAAUCAAUGAUGCUCCAGUGACUGUGAAUGAAGAUGCUAACACUGAUUUAACGGAUCAGAAAGAUUUAACAAAACAUACGAAAGAAGAGGACAAUUUUUGGGACAGAAAUAAAAUUAGAUUACUGUUGACCCUCUGCUUAGACAGCAGGUUCAAAAAUGCAGCAAAAGAUAAAAGAUUAUGGAAUGAAAUAGCAGCUCUUGUGGGAGCAGAUGCUGAUGAGUGCAAUAAGAAAUACAGAAACCUUAGGAGGACAUACAUGAGACUUUUGAAGAAAAAACGAUUGGGAAAAGAUAUCAAAUGGGUGCACUACAAUAUAUGUGAGGAAGUGUUCAAGGAAUGCAAGACACUACCAUUGUCAGUUCUAGACCCUUGGGAAGACAACAAAGUGAGGAAACUUCUUAGUUUGUAUAUAGAGAACCUUAGUAAGUUCCGUAACCCAGAGUGUUUACAGAAGGAUGUUUGGAAGGAGAUAGCAUCCUCUCUGGGCACCACAGACUACAACUGUUACCAUAAGUUCAAAAACUUAAAGAGAACUUACUUUAACUGGCUGGAAAAAAGUAGGGAAUCUGGAAAACUAAUAAAAUGGCCAUACCACCAUUACAUGGAGAGAAUUUUCUACAAUUAUAAACCUAAACUAGGACCAUGGGAUAGAAACAAAAUCAAAUUACUAAUAGAGACUUAUGCUCAAACAGCUCACAAGUUCAGGAAUCCAAAGUCAAAAAAGGAACUUUGGAAAGAUAUAUCAACAGUGGUCGGGGAGAGUGCUAGUGAUUGUGAUAGAAAAUUUAGAAAUUUAAAACAAACUUACAUUAGAAUCAAGAUGAAGUCAUACUCUGGUCGAUGCAUUACCAAAUGGAGAUACUAUAAAGAUUUUGAAGCAAUUUAUAACAAUUGUAAUAAUUAUCAAAAUAAUAGUCAAAUGCCAGAGAUAGUAUACAGAUAUCAAGAAGAGGACUAUGUGGAGCAGUUGCUUACAUUUUAUAUAAAUAAUUUAGAGAAAUUUAGAAAUCCAUUAUUAAGGAAGAAAAAUGUAUGGAAAACCAUUGGACAAAAGCUAGGUUUAUCAUCAGAGGAGUGCGAUAGAAAAUUUAGAAAUCUAAAACAGACCUAUUUUAGACUAAGGGAGAAAAAAAUUGAAACUGGUAAAUGCAAUAGAUGGCCAUAUUACUCUUAUUUCGAAAAAAUAUACGAUAAACCAAAUACAAGAAUGAAAGAAUGUAAUAUUGAUAGUGAAGAAGAUGGCACAACGUUUUCUGAUAUACAAAAAAUAGUACAGGAAGUGCAAGACAUACAGAAUAAUGAUAAGUUUAAUAGACUCAUUAAAGUUAUCCAAGAGUCGAAUGAUGUACAAAGAGAAAGAAAUAAGAUAUUACAGGCACUACUAGAUAGAAAAUAAAACUUUCAUUGUGCAAUUCAAUAAAGAUUUGUACUUUUAUUCAUA
Messenger RNA from Galleria mellonella (greater wax moth), 1635 nucleotides. RefSeq lists its product as uncharacterized. Lineage: Eukaryota; Metazoa; Arthropoda; Insecta; Lepidoptera; Pyralidae. The record is from RefSeq and is a predicted model, not a curated record. Gene Ontology annotation, biological process: regulation of transcription by RNA polymerase II. Gene Ontology annotation, cellular component: nucleus; transcription regulator complex.